Molecule: messenger RNA, 8387 nt
Organism: Lytechinus pictus (painted urchin)
Lineage: Eukaryota; Metazoa; Echinodermata; Echinoidea; Temnopleuroida; Toxopneustidae
Product: R3H domain-containing protein 2-like
Exons: 15
Coding region: 197-4294 (1365 amino acids)
Molecular function (GO): nucleic acid binding
Source: RefSeq, a predicted model, not a curated record
AGGUAGAACUAUUCAUAUAAUCAGAAUGACACUGUCAUCAUCACAUUAAAGAAAAUAUGUGCAAGAAAACGAUACAACAUAACCUACCAAAUCUGAGAAGACAUCCAGUGGAAUGAUGCCUGUCAGCAAUCAUCACGUACAAGAGGUAGAGCUAGAAGACUAGAUCCUGAAUUUCUGCGGCUAACCCAAGACCACCAUGGAUCCAAAGAUUUCGAUAGGAGAGAAGAAUGGCAAGGACAAGGUAGCAGAUGUGCCCGACAUAGCAGAAAUACGGAUUGACGUACCAGACACGACAACCUACAGUAAGACAGAAUCCAGUAAACAGGAAUCUAAGCCCCAAAGUGCCACCAAAAACAAUGACCUAAAGAAACAGGAAAGCAAACGCAAUGCCAUGCUUACCAAGAAGAACUCCUUUGAUCGCUCCUUUGACAGCGACAAAGGGAAGGAUGGGAAUGGGAGGGGACGGUUGCGCAAAGAGCGCUCGUUUGAAUCGAUGAAAAAGGACUCGCCGGGAGGGCGGAAUUCCGAGGGCCAGAACAAGAAACAUGACUGUUCGGGAAAGUCGGGCGGGGGACGCAACCCCAAGUUGGGAAGGCGUAUGGGUUCGGAAGAAGGGGCCAAGUCAGAAGGGGAGGGGAAUUCCAGGUUGAGGAGACAAACGUCGCAAGAGGAGGCAGAUUCAUCGUCAAGACGGAGAGCCAAUGCAAAGAAGUUUCUGUUAAGAAGCCAGCCUGUUUCAGAUGAUAUGUCGCCACCAUCUACUCCUGAACUCAACUUUGGUGAGGAUGAUAAGAGGAUACGAAGGCUUCCUCACCAGCUGAGUGGUGAGACACCGUCAAACCGAGUCCACAAGCAGGCCAGUCUAGAGGCUCGCAGUGAGCCAGCUCUCUCAAGAGAACCUAGUCAAGAGAGAGAAAUCUACACAGAUUCCAGUGGAGUUGACCUGCACCAGUUCAUCGUUGAUACUCUACAAAAGGCCAAUGACCGAACCAUGCUACUCAAACUUGAGAAUGAGCUCACCAGAUUCAUACAGUCUGAUGAGCACAUGCUCAAGUUCCCACCAAUGACGUCCUAUCAUCGGAUGAUUGUCCACAGAGUGGCCGCCUACUUUGGACUAGAUCACAAUGUGGAUCAAUCAGGGAAAGCUGUGGUCGUCAACAAGACACCAAACACAAGAAUACCUGAGCAGAAGUUCCGGGAACACAUCAAAGAAGAGCCUUUAGAAAGCACAGCAAAGAAGAUCCUUAAGAGAGAUACCACUAGCUUUGAUGACAAGGAUGAUGAGGGCCGAGAUAAGGGCGAAUUAAAAGACGAUAAAAGGAGCAAGUCUUUUGAAGAGAGGCAUGAGGAAUAUGAGAAAGCAAGAGCCAGAAUUUUUAACCAAGAAGUGACUACGCCGGAAGGUUUAACAGUAGAGCCACCCAUCAAUCGACCAAAGAGCAUCCUGCAGGCCACCAGCAGGCAGAACAGUGGCACUUCUGAUGAUUCCUCAUCGUCCCAUUGGCAGAAGGAUCGUCCUUGGAGUAGCGUGGACUCCAGCGGCUCGGAACGGCCUUCCAUCCCUGCCGUCACCAAGGCAAGCAGCUUCGCUGGAAGUCUCUCCCAGAAGGUUCUCCUGAGGACGGACAGCAGCGCCAGUAGUCGAUCCAGCAGCAGUUUGGGCAGCAGAGGCAGUCUUGGGAAGCUCCAUCCAAUGGAUUCUGUUGAUCGUGGAGCAAGUAGCCCACAUGGUCAGGUCCGUGGGUUCCCUACGGGCUUCCCUUACCAGCCCACCCUCGGUCCCAUCAGCCAGGCACCACCAGUCCCCUCUCAGCUACCCCAGCAGCCUACAUCACCUUACUCCUCCCAACCCUCCCUCCAGCAAGGCCCUCAGGUCACCUGGACAAGUUCAUUCCCCAUGUCUGCCGGGGGUCAUGCCUUACAGUCACAGCCUCAGCUACACCCUCUGGCAGCUCAACAGCAGCAGCAGCAACAGCAACAGCAGCAGCAACAUCAAGGGCAGGCCGGUCAACCCCACACCCAUACCGGAGUGCCGCUCAUUGUACAGCAAGGAGCCAUACCGCAGCAUGCCGGGCCAGGGAUCGGACAGCCGGUGCUCUUUGCAACUUCCAAUAUUGAAAAUGUACCCCCUGGGAGCUUCAUCAUCAAUCCACAAACUGGUUCUCCAUUCCUGAAUCAAGAUGGCACGCCCAUGGUAGUCCAAGCCCCCGCCCACGCUCACGCUCAACCCCCAUCGUCUAAUCAGCUGCAGGCUAAUGCAUCAGGCCACUCCCUUCCUACCCAGACUGGCCCGCAGCUAGCAGCCAGCCAGGGAAGCUUAGUUCAACAUAGCCAGCCUAUGGUUUCCUCCUCCACCCAUCCCGCCCUACUGGGCUAUGGCCACUCUGUAGUCGGAGCCGGCGGGGUGGGGGGUUUCGGACACACCCCCAGCCAGGGGGGUAUUCACCCAUCCUCCUACCAGGCACAUCAGCACCAUACCCAGCAGCAGACCGCAGCAAUGGUCCCACACCAGCACUCUGGGGAGUUUGCUGACAUGAGCAGUCAGAUGCAGGGUCUUACCCUAUCAAGGCAGAUAUCGGGAGGCGAUUCAGAACCGGUACCAAGUGGAAGCCAGCAUGUACCUCUAGCAAUCCAACAGCAACAGCCGGGUGCAAUACCACAGUCCUCUCAGCAACAUCCUGGACCACACCCACAACAUCAGCAGCAACAACAGCAGCAACCCCAACCGCCCAUCCUCCAGAUACAGCCCCAACAAGGUUUGAACCAACCGUUUAUGAUCAGGCAGGUUGGAGGACCAGGAGGGGGAGGAGGAGGUGGUGGUGUUGGUGGUGGAGGGGCAGGGGGAGGAGGAGCAGGGGGUAUUCCUACAUCACCACAAGGCAUUCAUCCACAUUCUUCAUCAUCUCAACAACCCCCUUCGCACCACCAAGGGCCGCAGCCUCAAGGCAUCGGACAACAACAAGGCAUUCCGCAAUCACACCAACAGGUUUUAUAUAGUGGUCAGCCCCAACAAGCUGCAGCAUACAGAGCCUCCUCAGCUUCCCAGCUUUACAACCCCCAAGCCGUCCAAGGUAUGCCCCCGUCCCAAGCCCAUGGUCAGCAUCCAGUUUCUAGCAGCCAACCACCCCAGCUUGUCCAGCCCACGGGGGGUAUCAUGUACCCCUCCAACCAGCAAGGCGGUGCUACUACACCCCAGGGGUUCUACACAGCGCAAGGCUACCCUGGCAUGGGGAUGAUGUCCCCUCAACAACCGCCCGGCCAGCAGCCAGGACAGCCCCAAAUCGUUUACCAGUCACCUAUGGACCAGCCCUCUAGCUCUUCCCACCAGGGUGUACCAGUACUCUAUCAGUCUCAGAUGCACCAGGGUGGGGGUGCCCCUCCUCAUUAUGGCCCCACCCUGCCUAGCCCAGGGGAUGUGCCAAGGUCUACCUCACCGAGCUCCCAGCAAAUCCAUCAUGGCUUGCCCAUGACGGUUGUUGUUGGCCAGCAGCAGCAGCAACAACAACAGCAACAAAUGUUGGGUCAAGGGCCUGGUAUGCUAGGUAACCAACGUCCCCAAUCCCCACAGAUCAUUGGCCCUGGUGUGUCAUAUCCCCAGUCUGUGCCUUCUACUGGUCCAGGAAACACAGGUGCUGGUGGUCCAGGCCUUCUAUCGCAGAUGGGAUACAACCCAUUACAGCAGAGGAGAGGACUUAGUCUAGAACAGCACGGUGUCAGGUCAAGGGAUUUAUAUGCACCAGGUAUUGGUGUUGGUAUGCUACCUCAAGGAAUACAUAGCCCUGGAACAUCACCGUCACAGAGUCCUGGACCUCCUCUACCAAGACCUGGCAUUCAAGACAAAGGUAUCAGGCCUUCAAAAUCAUCCAAGCAAUCCAAAGCUCCCAGGAGACAACGUAAAGUGCAACAAGGAGAUAGUUUAAUGGUCUCAGAGAGUCUAGAAUCACAUGGUCCAUCUGAGAUAUUAGAAGUAUGUACAUUGUCAGGUGAUACCACAUGCGGAGCCCUAUUGGCCAGCCUAGAUGACCUUUUACGAGUAGGAGCAGACCUCCGCUGGCUGCCCAACAAUACUCCAGCCUCCCAGGCUCUGCAGUCUCACCAAGUAGACUCUGCCGACAGAUGCUCAAACUACGUGGUACUAGCUAUAUUCCCAGUCCCCGAAGCCGCGCAGAGCGCCCUCAGUCGACCUCUCCACCCCAUUUACGUUCUUCGGCCGCCUGAACGAGACCACUCGAUGCGGUUAUCGCUUGCCUCUUCACCGUCAUCGUCGUCGUCAUCGCUGCCACCUAUAUCAUAACCUCACUGUACCCUGCAUGCCUAGGACAUUUGUAUACACACUUAGAAGUCUUUGUCAGUGAAUUUCUUGUCUUAAAUCAUCUGUUUUCAUUGUUCGUUAUGUCCCUUUUUCAUGUGUAAUCACUCAUUGUGCAAGUUGUAUGAGCAACAUAGCUUCCUUACGAUGGCAAAACUUGAUUGAUUUUCUUUAAUAAAUUUCUUUGCUGCAAAUAAAUUGCAUUCAAACAAAUCAUUAUUUCAAUUGAAGUAACUAACCAUACAAAGUUGAUUCUAAACUUAUUGAUACAACAAAUAGUUAUAGGCUGUUCUGCAUAAAAAUGUCCCUUGAAAUAUGAAUUAAUAUGCUGUUCUCCAUCAGUCCUAGUUAGCUAAAUCCAGAGAUUAUUAUAUUCAGAUUAUUUAUCUUCAGGAUUUAUGUAUUUUUACAUUUAAAAAAAAAUAUUUUCAUCUAUUAAAUUAGAUUAAUAAAUGUUUGUUUAGGUAUUUUUUUUCAUUUGUUUAAUUCUUUUCAUUUUUUUUUAUUUUUUAUUCAUUAUAUUAAAGGGGUGUCAUUUUUACUGAUGGUCUUAGCAGUAUUGUAAGUUCAUACUGAAAUGAUAUGUAUCUGUUCUGAUCAUUUAAUCCAAGCCCUUUACCAAAGUAUAUUAUGGAGAACCAAAGACAAAUAGGUGUAAAACCCAGUGUAAGGGUACUUUCUGUCGGGGAUCUAUAUAGCACAAAUAUAUCUAUGCUUUUACUCCAAAAAUUAAUCAUAGAAUUUGAACAGUGCUACAUGUUUUUGAUAAUCAAGUGUAAUGAAUACUCGCUGAUAAAAUAAUGAAACGAUUGAAUAAUCACCCUGUAAUACCAUUAACCAAUGUAGGUCCUCUCAUGUUUAUAUCUUUUGUAUAUCCAGUUGCGAUGUGUGAUUUUAGCCUACCUCUUUGUAAUAAUUUAUGCAUCAAAUCUAACUUACACAUGAUAAAUAUCGGCCAGCUAUACAGAAGUUUGGCUUGGUGGUAUUGAAAGAGGCAAUUUUGGCUGACGUUUAUUUUAUACUUUUGUAUGCAAAGGGAAAAGAUUAAUUUGCAUCUUGCAUUUACCGUGUUAUCCAAUAAUUUGUGUGAAUUGGAGAAGAAAAGGGAUGAUAUGCAAUGCAAUUGUAGUUAAGAGAAAGAGUUAGGAGUACUUUAGGCCAAUAUUAUUGCUCUAAAUAAGUCUUUACUCAAUUUAGGGAUAAUGAAUUUUAUAAGGUCUUGAAGACAACAAGAAGACACUUGUCGAAAUUGGGUGUCAGGACCAACACUUGCCCAAGAAAGAUACAUGGUGUACCAUGACACCUCCUACACUAAGGUCCUACAUGUAAUGUAAAAUGGGUACUGAAUACUAGAAUUCCCUUAGAAAAAUGUAAUCUCGAGUGAUGAAUUAGUUUACAGAAGAAUCGAAAGCUUUCUUCUUUGGGAUCUGGAAAUGAUUUGGGUUCCUAUUCAUGGUUUGAAAUGUGAUCUAUUUCCUCCACUCUUCCUUUCGAUUUAGUCCAUCUUAGUAAGAUCAGGUGGGUUUUUCUAAAGCUCUUCAUAAAUUAUGAGUGACUGUAAGAAUGACUGGUGAUCUUUUCUUCAGAACUGAAUAACACCAAUGGAAGUUUGGUGUGUAUCAUUCAUCACAAGAAAGGAUCAACAGUUGUUUGUUAAUUUGCUUGUAACUUACAAACAGCUUUAUGAAACACCCAUGUGGACUAAGACAAACAAAAAGACACAAGAAAAAUUCCCGGAAUGUGUGUGAGAGAAGUAAAUCUAUUGCUGGUAUGUCUUACCAGUCAUAUUGGUCGUACAGUAUCCAACAGAAGCGAGUACAUGUACCCCUCAUGGAUAGGUUGACUAGUAUCCAAGUCAUUUGGAAGCGUAUUGAGAUGUUGUAUCAUUAUGCACUAUACAAAAACUGUAUAUCAUUAUUGCUGCUAUAUGCAUAGCUUUGUAUGCAGCCUGAUUCGGAACAAAUGCUUCAUGGUCGUGAUAAAUGAGGUAUCAUGUCAUGUUGUCUCAAUUCAUGAAACCGUAAAUCAAAUGAGAGAUUUAAAUAUAAUUCAAUACUUAAAGUUUCAUUAUGAUUCUACGAAGUAUAGCCUAAUCUGAGGAAUCUUGUUGCGCCCACCUUUUCCUUUCCGUAUGUAGAAGGUAUUUUUCCCCUCGUAAGCGAUUAGGACGAGCCUUUUUGUCACUUGGAAAACUGAUGAAUGAGCAUGCUUGUUGUGCUUAUGUACACAGUGGUGCUCAUUUGCAUUUGAAUGGCAAGCUUUUGUUGCUUUGAAUUUGUGGCAUUUUGAUCGGUAGCAGGUGUGCGACCCAUACAUGAUUCCAAACAAUUAGGCUUACAAAGUAGAAUUGUUACUUGAGUUAAAGAAAGUAUUUUGGUGGAGAGCUACACUAUUUAGUCUCGCGUUUUUAUAGGUGGUGGUUUCACUUCUGUUGGAUAAUGUAUGUAGGAUCAGAGCGAAUGCUAGAUGGAUACAGACUCCUUUGAUGAAAGCGUGCAAGGAUAACCUUGUCUAGAGUAGGGCUGCACAUUAUUGCAUAUAUCAGUACCUGAAUACCUGACAUCUGUAAUAUGUUGAUAUAGUGAUUGAAAGGCAAGGGCGUAGGUGGGGGGUGCACUGUGUGCAUGUGCAUCCUCCCGCUGAGGCAGAGGAGUUACAACAAUGACAAGCAAAAUGAAAUUUGUACCCUUUCUUCUGCUUUCAACUGCUGAUUUUCCAGUGCACCCCCAUACCACUUUAGUUUCCCCAGGAUGUGCACCUCCCUAUGCUCAAACCAGCCUACACCCUUGAAAGGCCCCCUUGAAUAAUUGUCAGACAUCCUCAAACAAUGUUCACAUGCCACUUUUUCUUCAACACAACAGGUGUGUAGAUUAGGAGAAGAUAUUGUUGAAGAUCAACAUGUUCAUGGCCAUUUCCCUCGGAGUUAUGAUUUGAUUUAUUACCGUUUGAUGAACAGUUACCUAUCGUUGAGCCCUCCACAUGCAGGAUGACAUCACUCGGAACGCUCUUGAAAACGCAAGUUGUAUUUCUGUUAAUUUUUUUCUCAAGACCCACAUGUCGAUCAAAGUUUUAAUCAGGGUCUGUGGCUGCAGACUAAUGUACAGUGGACCCAAUAUCAUUUAUUCAAAAUCAAGUAUUUUGAUAUUGUCAUAUUGUGCAGCCCUUGUGUAGACUUCCAGUAUAAGUCAUGUGCUUGUUUAAUAUUAAAGGUGAACUUUCACAAACAAUCAAAUCGACUUUGCCCUUCAAUCCGAACAUGGUAAAUAUAACUGACCAAUUAAUUUUUUUAACAUGAAAAUAUCUGAUGGAAGUUAUCUUAUUCUUUCUGUACCUGCAAAAAAAAAUUAUCACUGAAUUUAUGUUCAGUAUGAAUAAAUUUGUAUAUCAAUAUUCAUUGAAGAAUAUUUUUUAGCAUUCUUUAUAAAAAUAUUUCUAUGAUUAAUUGAGAACUCCGUGAUUGGUGAAAUUUCAGAAUUUUUUGUAAGGUUUGUAAGGUAUUUAUAGCAUUUUUACUAGACUGAUGAACUUUAAUACAAGGAAUGUAAAAUAUUUUGUAUCUAUAAUUGCCUGUCUCCAAUGCCCAGUUUGAAAUAGUCUACAUGAUAUCCUUCGUUUAUAUUUCUCCUUGCCCUCAUUCUAUAAAACAAAAGCAAUAUCACAGUUUGCCUGCUUGAUCACAGAACUUUGAAUAUUUGAUAAUAAGAUUUGAAGCUGGAAUUCAAAUUUUGAUUGUUUAAAGAUUUGUCGAGUGCGUGUUCGUUCCAGCUGUUCAUCGAUUCGAGCAAAUUUAGGAUGGAAAAUAGAAAACAUCCCUUCCCCUUAUUCCCUUAAUAAACAUCUGUGCCUCUAAUCCCUGAUUUCUGUUCAUUCUACUUUUUCAUAUUCAUUCAUAUGCAUAUUGUAUUAAUCUGGGAGGGGGGUGUUUCACAAAGAUUUAAGUGUAGCUUAGAUUCAUGCUUAAAUUUGUCGACAUGCAAGUGAUAUGUAGCGCGCAAUCUUAUUGAUUAAUGCACGGUAGAGCUUCCUCACAGUGCGGCGAUGCAUUAUAUACUGUGCAUAAAUGGAAUUUACUGAAAUC